Messenger RNA from Austrofundulus limnaeus, 964 nucleotides. RefSeq names its product NADH:ubiquinone oxidoreductase core subunit S7 (gene ndufs7). The record is from RefSeq and is a predicted model, not a curated record. Gene Ontology annotation, biological process: mitochondrial respiratory chain complex I assembly; electron transport coupled proton transport; aerobic respiration. Gene Ontology annotation, cellular component: respiratory chain complex I. Gene Ontology annotation, molecular function: NADH dehydrogenase (ubiquinone) activity; quinone binding; 4 iron, 4 sulfur cluster binding. NCBI's taxonomy places the organism in Eukaryota, Metazoa, Chordata, Actinopteri, Cyprinodontiformes, Rivulidae.
UUUUGCAACCACAAGAUGAAUCCUGAAGCUGCAGCACCUCGCCUGGCCUUGUCUGGCUCAUUCUCGACAAGGCCCAUUUCAGUUUUGGCAAUUCAGCUCAGGAGUUUGCGAAACAAUUCUAAAAAUGAAAACACCAGCACAAGUUUGGUGCCCGUCAGAGAAAAGAGCACUGCAGUGGCAGCAGCCAAACCAUCAGCAGCAGCCAGCAGCAAAGGGGAAUAUAUCGUGACGAAGCUGGACGACUUGGUUAGCUGGGGACGCACGACAUCUAUGUGGCCGAUGACCUUCGGCUUGGCGUGCUGCGCCGUGGAGAUGAUGCACUUCGCCGCUCCUCGCUACGAUAUGGACCGCUUCGGGGUCGUGUUCAGAGCAAGUCCUCGCCAGUCGGAUGUCAUGAUUGUAGCGGGAACUCUGACCAAUAAGAUGGCCCCAGCCCUGCGGAAGUUGCGCUAAUGGAGGAGGUUACUACCACUACUCGUACGCCGUGGUCAGAGGCUGCGACCGAAUCGUACCAGUGGAUAUUUAUGUUCCAGGUUGUCCUCCCACUGCAGAAGCUCUUCUUUAUGGGGUUUUGCAGCUGAAAAAGAAAAUCAAGCGUGAGAAGAGGAUUAAAAUCUGGUACAGGAAGUGAACGAGUAUUUACCGGUAUCUGUAUACCUGGUUUGUAAAUGUUGUAUUUUGGGUUGCAUUUGGAGCAUUGCUCCUCCUCAUUUAGAUCUGCAGGAACUUCAGUAAAGUAUCUACUGUAAUUUAUACACUUCUGGAUAUUUUUAACACAAGGCAUCAGCAGACGCUCAGAUUCAGUUUUCAUUUUAUUAUCCUGUUAACUUAACCUAUUUCUUGUCAUGUUUUAAAGCUGUUAAAUACCUCUGUAGAUCGUGUGAUUUCUCAUUUAUGACACCAAAUAUGAGUGAUAAACAAUAUCUUGAGUGUUAUUUUCAAUAAACUUCAGUUCUUGAACAUC